Cokeromyces recurvatus is the source of this 1884-nucleotide messenger RNA. RefSeq lists its product as uncharacterized. The record is from RefSeq and is a predicted model, not a curated record. NCBI's taxonomy places the organism in Eukaryota, Fungi, Mucoromycota, Mucoromycetes, Mucorales, Mucoraceae. Bases 1 to 1884 code for a protein of 627 amino acids. The transcript has 7 exons.
AUGUCAGCGGAAAAGUUGCUCAAAAACAAGAUAUGGGUGGUUGAAAUUCAAACAAGUUGCUGCUAUCAUAAUUAUAACUUUUACUCAUCUCGCUUGAAAAGAGCUACAAUAAAAGUUUCAAGAAUAAAGAUUCUGAUUAACCUUAGCUGCUAUUUAAGUUUGAGAUUUUUCCAUAUUAGUCUGUGCUACUUAUUAUGUACACCCAAUAAAACUGUUAUGUAUCAACAGAUCUAUAAUUAUGGGCAUCAGCCAGAACAACAUCAAGAAGAUAAAACAUUCAUAAAGCACGAAUCUAUGUUUUUUAAUAAUCAAUCUUCUAGUAAUUCUACACAUAAUACCAUUUCUAAUCCAGUUACUACUACUUCUACUUCUACUACACCUAAUGGCUCAUUUGUUACUCUAAGAUAUGCUUCAUUUGACUCAAAUAGUUUUGAUCAACAACAUAAUCGAACUGAAUCAUUUCACUCUUUUUCUAAUUUGAAUUCACCACAAGAUCUUGUAGCUACAUUAACAAAUACACCCAUCUUUAAUCAACUUGACCUUUCACCUACUUACACUCCACCUCUUUUACCUCCACUUAAUACUACUCCUAUCGUUGUUGCUCCACUUCAACAUCACUUAACUUCCAACCAUCAUACCUAUCUGUUGUCAACCAAAAAACCUCCUCAAAAUACACCCUCUGGAGGAGGCCGUGAAAAACGUUCUCCUUGGACCCCCGAAGAAGAUCAAUUAUUACGUCUUGCUGUUCAAUUGUAUGGCGAUAAAACUGAAAAAUGGGCCAAGAUCGCUGCCUGUGUUCCCGGACGCACCAAUAAAAAUUGCCGUAAGCGUUGGUUUCACUCACUUGAUCCCUCAUUACGAAAGGGAGCGUGGACAGAAGAAGAAGAUCGAUUAUUAAGAGAGGGAGUAUCAAAAUAUCCUAAUCAGCAGUGGAGUAAAAUUGCAGAAAUGUUACCAGGCCGUACUGACGAUCAAUGUGCAAAGAGAUGGCGUGAGAGUUUGGAUCCAUCUAUCGAUCGUUCAGAAUGGACAGAAUGGGAAGAUCGGCUUUUGAUGGAAAAAUAUGAGGAAUAUGGAUCUCAGUGGCAAAAGAUUGCUUGUUUCUUUGAUGGAAGACCAGGCUUACAUUGUAGGAAUCGAUGGCGAAAGCUGCAAAGAAUGGUGCAGACGAAAAAAGAAAAGGCAAACCAACUACAACAACAACAACAGCAGCAGCAACAACAACAACAACAACAACAACAACAACAACAACAACAACAACAACAACAACAACAACAACAACAACAGCAACAGCAACAGCAACAACAGCAACAGCAACAGCAACAACAGCAACAGCAACAACAGCGUAAUGGGACAUCAUCAGCAUCAGCCUCAUCCAAUUUCUUUAAUACAUUAUUUAUUGACCAACAACCAUCCUCUUCAACUAUUCGAUUUCAACAUAGUAAUCCUACAACCUUGGCGCCCAAAAGUAAUUCAGACAUAAUACAACAGGAUAUUAGUCAUUUAUUACCUGAGCAACCGUCUACAGGUAGUGAUACAGCUGUUAAACCGUAUGGCUGUGAUAUUGUAGGCUGUUACUCUGUAUUCGCUUCCUCUUCUGAAUUAUUUUCACACAUGAAAGCGACUCAUCCUAAUAUAGAUGUUGAGAGACCUUAUCGAUGUGCCAUGACCAAUUGUAACAAAAAAUAUAAAAAUAUUAAUGGUCUCCAGUAUCAUAUCAAGGAUGCUAAGGGUAUGACAGGACAUGGACAUUCUUUAACAUUAAUGGGUGAAGAACGACCCUUUCGAUGUCAAAUAGGUGAAUGUAAAAAAGCUUAUCGAACUGCAAGUGGAUUUCGAUAUCAUCAACAAAAUGGACAUUCAUUAAAUUCAAUGCAACAAUAA